Messenger RNA from Klebsormidium nitens, 2126 nucleotides. The record is from the annotation of a GenBank genome assembly. Lineage: Eukaryota; Viridiplantae; Streptophyta; Klebsormidiophyceae; Klebsormidiales; Klebsormidiaceae.
GCCCCUCACACACACACGAGCCCGGUAUAUUUAGCUGAUUGAUCAGGAGCGUCCCCUUCGUUUUGGGCCAGAUCUUGAAUCAGGAACACAGCUGAGCAGGCAUGGCUUCAGGGCAGCUGUCAGUGUCGCUAUCCGCAGCUGAAAAUUCCUCCGAGAAGGACCUCCGGAAUAGCCGCACCCUCCUCAAACCUUUACAGGCAUUCCCAAGUUCGACCCAGCAAGCCUCCCCUGCCAAAUCCAAGGCCAACAUUGAGAUACCAAUCCUCAUUGUGAGCUCAGAGAGCGACUUUGGACCUGGAUCGCCCGUCAGGCAUGUCAGGGAGGCUCCAUUUUCAGUUUCUGCUCUAGAAGAACAGAGCACACCUUCCUUCAAUGCUGAUCUUGGGAACAGAGAGGCAAGGUCAGCUGUUCAGAGCGAAACAGGUGACAAAUUGCUGGCUGCAGGUUUGUGUCACGGUGCUGUGGACAGACCCGAGCCUGGCAAGUACGCACCACCAAUGUCCCCGGCCAUGUCUGCUGGGCCUAUGGAAGGGACGUCUCCUAGACCUGGGUCCGAGGAUCUGGAAACAAGAUCUGAGAAGGAGCUUGCACAUGCUGAGGGAAAGGGGGACAACAUUGCCCAGGAUGAGCAGCUGACAGGCGGGAUUGCAAGAAAUGGCACAUUGUCUGGUCGAUCUCCCUUGCACCCUGACACAAAAUCCAGUCCCCUGCCAAUCAGUGGUGUCCAAGAUCUCUCGAGUGCUGGCAAAAGGGGCCCCCUUCCUGACCGGACAGAAAUUCCAUUGCCGCCUUACAAUCCUCCAAUCGCUCAGAGGGAUGCAAAGCGAGCCACAUCAGCAAGCGGGAGGAAUCCUGUCAGCAGGGAGGGGACAAGCGCGGAGACGCAUCAGGGAACUAGUGGUGGAAAUGAACAGACGGGAUCUGUCCAAUUGAGCACAACGGGAGAGGUCCUGAGCUCGCCAGAGGCUCCAGCAGGGAGUGGGCCCGAACCAAACCAUGCCGAGUCUGCUGAAAAGAGGCCACAGAGUGUGGAGCCCGAGAGCAGCCCAGGCGGCUCCAUCACGAAGGCUGUUUCGGCUUCUGAUGAGCCACUGCAGAGGGAACCACCCCCAGAAGUGACAGGCAGCGGGAGAGCUCGGGAGGCAGAUUUGCAAUUGGGAGCUGAUAAGCCCUCCAUGCCAGGGUUGCCCGUACGGGAACAAGAUCGGCCCCAGAAAAUCACGGCAGGCCCUGAGCAGCGAGGCGGGGUCCAGCAGCAGCCUGCAACGCCGCCCCCGGCUCAGGCGCAGCCAACAGGAUGGGGCAACGGCAGGGCGGCCAACGGGGCAUGGCAGGGAUCCCCGGGGGGUUCGGGAAGUCAGCGCGGGCUGAAGAGUGUUUCACAGCAAGGGGAGGGGCCGUCAGGAGGGGUUCAGAUGCGGCGUCCGCAGAGCGGGGGGCAUGGCAGGGGUGGCUGGCAGCCCCCCGGCCGGUACUCUCCACAGGGCCUGGGCAAAGGUGGGGGUUUCCAGGGGUCCAUGAACCACAAUGCGACGUCUGCCCCUGGCACGAACAAUGUGAGGAGGAACGGCGCAGUGGACAAUGGGGGGGGGCGCCAGAGGGGGCAGAGCCGCAGCCCUGAGAGCCCCCUGAACUGGGGAAAGCCAGUCAGCCCGAACCUGGAAGAGCUCCCCGUGGCAAUGUCGCAACCCCCCGUUCCGCAGCCCCUCCCACCAACGCUCGCAGGGGGGGCUGCCACGCACCUCACAAUUGAGUGGCAGGAGAGCCCUCGGUGCCAGUUUUACUUCCUGGACAUGGCGUUGUCAGUUGAUCGGGGGGUGCGGGACACAGGUUCGAGUGUCGGGAACGGGGAGCGCUUGGUUGGAGAGAGUUUGGACUGGCGGCCCGUGUAUAGCGGCAAGGACUUCAAGUGCCAGGUCACAGGGCUCAAACCAGGCCAGUCAUACUGGUUCCGUGUGCGUUACUUGCCCGCCGCCACCCCCCCCUUUGCUCCCCCUACGCCUCCCCCCCCCUCCCAUGCCCGCUUUCUUCUGGACUCAGUGCAGCACCCCUGGUCCCCCUACCCCCCCCCAGCUCGCCUCCCGCGCACGCAGCAACCUCAAGGUAAAAUGGGCCCCUCCUCCUGA